AUUCACAAAGUUUUGUUUGGUUUUCCAAAAAGAUUUAAUAAUCACCAAGUAUUGGAUUAUUAAACAUGCUGCUAUUCCAGUAUGACGGGACGCUGUUUGGAAUGCUGGACUUUGCGCCAAACGCUGUCAGCAGCGAAAAAUAGCAGAUAAUUUGAGCGUUUGUUAAGAGGCUAAUGUUAGCUGCGUUAGCAGCAGUAGCGCUGUCUUAUCAUAACCAUGUCCUGUAACCUAGUUUAAAGUGUUGGGAGCUGCCCGCUUGGCAAGUUAUUGAAUUAGGUAACUAAGCGAAAGGCUGAGAUAGGCAGGGAGGUUCUGUGUAUUUAUUGUUUUAUACAAAGUGUGCUAGAGUUACAGCUAGUUAGCUAACGUGACAUUUAAAUAUAAACCCACUUGUCAUUACUGGUUUAAAACAUAGGAUAAAGCCUCUAUGAAAUCAACUGCGGUUGUCAUCGCUGUCCCAGUAUGUCUUCCAAGGACGACCCCCGCAUCCUGGAGGAACAGGUGAAGAGUUUAUCGGAUGAGUUGAUGCAAUGCCAGGCCGACAAGGAGUUUGUGUGGUCCCUGUGGAAACGCCUGCAAGUGGCAAAUCCUGACUUGACCCAGGCUGUUAGUUUGGUGGUUGAGCGUGAGAAGCACAAAGCUGAGCUGAAGGACAGGAAGGUGUUGGAGAUCCUCCAGUCCAAAGAUUACAAGAUUCAGGAACUAGAACAGAAAGUGACAGGACAACAGCAGGAGAUUAACAGCUUGGUGCAGAGGACGACGGCGGAUGGCGAGAUUGCCUUAAUGAAGGAGGAGCUGACAGCUCUGCGUGAACAACUGCUCCAUAAGAACCAGGAACUUAAGAUUGAGAUGGUGUCCACCACUGUCCGCAAUAACAGGGAAAGCUCUGUGCCUUCUGCUUCGCUGCACAUGCUGCGAGAGUGUAGAUCAGAACUAAGGGCCAGAGAAACUGAAGUUAACACCUGA
Betta splendens (Siamese fighting fish) is the source of this 966-nucleotide messenger RNA. RefSeq names its product centlein-like. Gene Ontology annotation, cellular component: centriole; centrosome. Bases 463 to 966 code for a protein of 167 amino acids. Gene Ontology annotation, biological process: protein localization to organelle; centriole-centriole cohesion. The record is from RefSeq and is a predicted model, not a curated record. The transcript has 6 exons. NCBI's taxonomy places the organism in Eukaryota, Metazoa, Chordata, Actinopteri, Anabantiformes, Osphronemidae.